This is a messenger RNA of Penicillium cosmopolitanum, 513 nucleotides long. RefSeq lists its product as uncharacterized. The coding region runs from base 1 to 513 and encodes 170 amino acids. Lineage: Eukaryota; Fungi; Ascomycota; Eurotiomycetes; Eurotiales; Aspergillaceae. The record is from RefSeq and is a predicted model, not a curated record. The transcript has 3 exons.
AUGCGUCUCGAGGCCAUCUUCCUUACCUUCGCAAGCCUAGCUGUCGCCUCCGCCGUGCCUGUCUUGCAGGAAUAUCCUGCAGUCCCAAUGCCUACGCCCACUAAGCCUGUUAUCGCAUCCUCUUCGGCAGCCUAUUCAUCCCCUUCAGCAUCGAUUUCUGCGCCAGUGGUUCCCGUCGGCCCUUACUCCUGCCCACAGAAACAGUACAAACAGUGCUGCCAGUCCCUGGCGCAGACCUCGCACGAUAUCAUCAAACCAUUGGGUGAACUUGUGCCUAUUCUUGGAGGCAUCCAGAUAAGUUCGGCAGUGUCAUUCCAAUGCCGGAAUAUGCGACCAAACGAGCCGCCGGAAGAGUGCGAUGAACCCGAAUACAGGCCCAUGUGCUGCUCUGCUGAGAACACGGGAGCCGUCAAUUCGUGCAAACUGUUCGAGAAAGCAAAGGAAGACUACUACCGCUCCUUCGGAUUUGGGGAAGAGGACCAGGUCGAGUUGAUCAAUGACGUUCUCACAUAA